AUGAGGGCAAAAGUAGAAGAGGAGAUAGACAGGCUGCUGAAGGAGAACAUCAUAGCUCCCGUUAAAUACGCUGAAUGGGCCGUGCCCAUAGUUCCUGUCUUGAAGCCAAAUGGGUCGGUCCGAAUAUGCGGAGAUUACAAACUAACCGUUAACAGUGCCUCCUCACUAGAACAAUACCCUAUUCCCCGUGUCGAAGACCUGUUCAAUACUCUGUCAGGAGGAAAACAGUUCUCCAAGCUCGAUCUAAGCCACGCCUACCAACAGAUCGUAAUGGAUGAUGCCUCAAAGAAAUACCUCACAAUAAACACACACCGAGGCCUGUUCAACUACAAUAGGCUCCCUUUCGGAGUCUCAUCAGCUCCCGCCAUCUUCCAACGAACGAUGGAAAACCUGCUACAAGACCUUCCAAGAGUGGCUGUGUAUCUAGACGACAUUAUUCUGACGGGGAGAGAUGAAGUCGAACAUCUGAGAACACUGGAUGAGGUACUUAGGCGACUGAAAGACGCUGGCCUACGACUUCACAGAAGCAAAUGUGCGUUUCUACAAAAUGAGGUGGAAUAUCUAGGGCAUGUAGUUAAUGCUGAAGGCUUACAUCCUGUACAGAGCAAGGUGAGAGCCAUAGAGGAAGCUCCAUCUCCCACCACAGUAACUGAGCUAAAGGCCUAUCUAGGUCUUUUGAAUUAUUAUAACAAGUUCCUCCCUAGUCUAGCUACACGCUUAGCCCCGUUACACAAGCUGCUGAGGAAAGAUGUUCCGUGGGCCUGGAACAAGGAGCAGGAAGAAGCUUUCCAGAACUCAAAACAGUUGCUGAAUUCAGCUAAAGUCCUGGGUCACUAUUCAGCGGACAAAGAUUUAUUGCUUGCGUGCGAUGCCUCUCCAUACGGAGUAGGUGCCGUACUGUCACAUGUCAUGGAAGACGGUAGUGAGAAACCUUUAGGCUUCAUGUCACGCACACUAACACCAGCAGAGAAGCGCUACUCACAGCUCGAUAAGGAGGGGUUAGCCGUCAUUUUUGGGAUCAAAAGGUUUCACAAAUACAUCUACGGACGAACAUUCAAAAUCACCACUGACCACAAACCACUGAUAUCACUUUUUCAUGAGAAAAAGCCAGUGCCACAGAUGGGGUCACCAAGAGUACAGAGGUGGGUGACACUCCUCAGAGCUUAUGAGUAUAAGAUCAUAUACAAACCUGGCCAGGAACAUACAAAUGCAGAUGCACUGAGCAGACUACCACUGCCGCAAACAGAGGAAGAGGAUGAGACAGAGCAGGUCCUCAUGUUGGAGGUCAUGGAGGAUCCACCAAUCACGACAAAACAGGUUAGACAGUGGACAGCUAAGGACGAAACACUCUCCCAAGUGCUAGUAUGGUGUCUAAAAGGAUGGCCGAGGGAGGUGGAUGCAGUGUACAAACCCUACAGUCAGAUAAAACUGGAGCUGAGCGUGAAAGAUGGGUGUGUGCUCUGGGGGGCCAGAGUGGUCAUUCCGCAGAGGAGUAGGGAAGCCAUUUUAAAACAGUUACACCACACACACCCAGGAAUAUCGAGAAUAAAGGGCUUAGCACGUUCAUAUGUUUGGUGGCCGGGGAUGGACUCCGAAAUUGAAAAGGAAGUGCAGUCCUGCCAUACAUGUCAGGAAAGCAGGAACCCUCCAGCAGGAGCACCGCUACAUCCAUGGGAAUGGCCGGAGACACCCUGGAACAGACCCUGGAACAGAAAAUGUUCAAGACCUCCAUAA
Carassius carassius (crucian carp) is the source of this 1734-nucleotide messenger RNA. RefSeq lists its product as uncharacterized. NCBI's taxonomy places the organism in Eukaryota, Metazoa, Chordata, Actinopteri, Cypriniformes, Cyprinidae. The transcript has a single exon. Bases 1 to 1734 code for a protein of 577 amino acids. The record is from RefSeq and is a predicted model, not a curated record.